This is a messenger RNA of Aspergillus neoniger CBS 115656, 1329 nucleotides long. RefSeq names its product DUF2011 domain-containing protein. The record is from RefSeq and is a predicted model, not a curated record. NCBI's taxonomy places the organism in Eukaryota, Fungi, Ascomycota, Eurotiomycetes, Eurotiales, Aspergillaceae. The transcript has 3 exons. Bases 343 to 1263 code for a protein of 306 amino acids.
GAAAACCCAAUUGCAUGCUUCGCAAGCAGGUCCUACAAAGCAACAAUUAUAUUCUUACUGAUAUAGUAAAAUCAAAUCUCUCUUUUGCAUAUCACAAAUAUCAAAUUUUGAAUACAAAAGCAAUAAAGUAUAAAGUCCAAUAUCGAUGACUACUCCAUACUCCAUAGGGCAAAGAGAUACCAAUCAAUCCUCCGAACGCGUGGCCGCACCACACUCGCCCGUGGAAAUAACCUCUCACCAACAUCCACCGACAUUUUUCACUCCACACCAUCAACCCUCAACUGUCACCACCACUCUCCUCUACCAGACCCAAUCCCAUAUACAAAAGCACUGCAGAAAAACAUGUUCGACCUCCCCAGCGCAAAGCGCAUCCGUCGCGAAGAACUCCUAUCCCGAACAUCCACCUCACCCUCACCCUCCCCACCCCCGGAAUCCUCCCUGACAGACGUGCACCAACGUCUCGGCGCCCUCCUAAACAUCGACUCCCUUCUCGCGCCCCCAUCCAACGACAACCCACCACCACAACCCACCACCUCCAACCCAGCCGAAGACGAAGAAGAAGAACAAGAAUUCGAAUUCCGACUAUUCAGCGCCCCCGCCAAAUCCUCAUCCAAAAACGAAGACCAAGCAUCAGCAGCCGUCGACCCAUCUAGCACAACUCAAGCCCAGAAACUACGUAUUCGGGUACGUUCGCCGACACCCGGCGCUGUAGGCGUGGAAGAUGGACGCUUUGUGAAUCCGUUUCGAGGAUGGGGGUAUUAUUUCUCUGCGCCGGGGAUGAUGGCCGGGGAGAAGGAGAAGGUGCAGGAGGAGGAAGAGAGGUUGAGGGAGAAGAGGAGACAGUUUGAGGAUGUGGCUGUUUCGGGGGUGCAGGUUGUGGGGUUUUCGGGGGUUUCGUGGCCUGGGUGCCAUUUGCCCUGGAGGGUUGUUACGUUGAAGAGUGAGAAGAAGAGUAAAGGUGCGGCGGUGACGUGCGCGAGGGAUCCCGCGGAACGGGCGCCGACGUCGUUGAAGAAGCCUGGCAAGAAGCGCCGGAUUCAGUUGCGGAAGCGGGUUUCGGCUGCGGAGGAGAGGAAGAAGAAAGAGGAGGAGAAGAAGUUGUUGGAGGCGGAGAAGCGGAAUCGGAAGAAUCGUGAGAAGAAGAUUAAGCGCAGGCAGAAGGCGAGAGAGGAGAAGGCUGCUAAGGCUGCUGCUGGUGGUGGUGGUGAGGCUCCGGCUGGUCAGAUGGAUGUGGAUGUGUCUUCGGAUGAGGGUAGUGAUUGAGGGAGUUGGUUAUCUUAUUGAGUGUAUGUAUGUUCUUCUAGCUUAGUUUCGGCUUAUGAUACCCAG